CGUGCACGCGCAGGCAGCUGAUGCGGUUAUUCUGUGUUUGCGUCUGUUCACGCGUUAAUGUACUGAAAAUUAUAUAAAUGUCGUAUUUUUUUCGGUUUUUGGAUUAGUUAAGUUAACGUUUUUAUGGAAGUGGAUACUCGGGUUGUUGUUUACAUCGAAAAACAAGUUUGGACGGGUGUUGAAUACGGUUUGCUGUCGUGUAACGGGAUUAACGGCUGUAACGGCUCUCAGGAGAGUUGUAAGUCCUGGGUUUUGUUAGUUUUCAGAGCCUCAGUUUUUUUUUUUUGUUUUUUUUUUAAGGCUGGAGUGUCCGGUUGGUUCGGGAGACACUGGAGAAGCUCUUCGUGCCACUUGACCCAGAAGCGAAGAGGACGUCGUUACGUUACACCUGAAACACUUGGAGUGCUGUGCCAGUUUAAUUAAAAAGCCUGUCAAAGUUUCGUUUAAACCAUGACACGCUUCAUAUUCUGACAGAGCGCAAAAUGAAUCGCGUCUGGAAAGUUCUCUGCAGUAAGUCUCGUUAGUCGUAACGGUGUACGGGAAGCGAAUUGAAGCUCGCCGACCAGCAAUGAAAAGUGACACCCAGGACCUGCGACGCCUCGCGCCGCACCGGAGCGCCCGGUAGCCGCGGCUUUGUCGGUUCUUGCCUUGCGCGCGACCGUUUCCCCGAGGUUAGGUGAGCGCGAGAAUGAGCGCGGACCUGGAGCGCGUGUCGCUGAGCUCCUCGUCGGCGGGCUCGCUGGCUUCGAGCGCGCGCUCGCUCUCCGCCAACGUGCGCAAGCUGCACGACGCGCUCAACCUGCUGCUCAGCGAGCUGGAGCGCGAGCAGUUCGUGCACUGCCUCAACGUGUACCACGCCAAGCGCAACGUCUACGACUUGGUCCAGACGCUCAAAGUGAUCCUCGACGCGCCCAGCAAGCGCCAGCUGCUCCCCAUGCUGCGCCUGGUCAUCCCGCGCUCCGACCAGCUCCUGUUCGACCGCUACACCUCCGAGGGACUUUAUUUAAAGUCGGACUUGCUGCCAAGUAGGAACGGGGAGCACGAGACCACCGUCGCCGCGAGCUCGGGUAACGACACCGCGCUCGCGCGUUUCCCUCUGCGCGGAUCCCCUGACCACGAGAGCACCGGCAGCGACGGGACAUCCACCGCGCUCGUCCCGCUGCUAGGCAGGCACUUCCUACCCGAACCCCCGGGUGAGGUCAGGCAGGUGACCCUGAAGCGCCACAAGAGCAACGAGGGUUUAGGCUUCAGCAUCCGUGGUGGAUCCGAGCAUGGGGUCGGAAUAUACGUGUCGCUCGUGGAGCCGGGAUCCAUGGCCGAGAAAGACGGGCUCAGAGUCGGCGAUCAGAUCCUCAAAGUCAACGAUAAAGUGUUCGAUAGAGUCACGCAUGCCGAGGCGGUGAAGGUGCUGAAAGGCAGUAAGAAGCUGUGCAUGUCAGUGCGCUCCAUGGGCCGCAUCCCAGGUGGUUAUGUCACAAAUCACGUGUACACGUGGGUGGACCCACAGGGCCGCAGCGUGUCUCCUCCUCCCGACCUGCUGGAGCACCGCAGCGCUACCCUGAACAGAAACGCCGGCCAACAGCGCAGCCACAUGCAGCUGCUGCAGGACGGAGACGAGAAGAAGGUGAAUCUGGUUCUGGAUGACGGCCGCUCUCUGGGUCUGAUGAUCCGCGGUGGAGCCGAAUACGCUCUGGGGAUCUACAUCACCGGAGUAGACCGAGGUUCAGCAGCAGAGUGUGGAGGGCUGAAGGUUGGCGACCAGAUCCUGGAGGUGAAUGGGCGGAGCUUCCUGAGCAUUCCUCACGACGAGGCGGUGCGCGUGCUCAAGUCUUCACGUCACCUCAUGAUGACCGUGAAGGACGUGGGACGACUGCCGCACGCCCGCACGGUGGUGGGAGAGACCAAGUGGAUUGCCAGCUCCCAGAUCACAGAGAGCUCAGCCAGCAGCAGUGUAGCAAGUCUGUCUAUGGACCAGGGGGCCUCAGCCUCAGGAAAGACGGGUUUUUAUAAGGGAGUAGCCGGUUCUCAGGUCACUCUCUCCAGUCUGGUGAACCAGAGUAGGGCCAUGCUGGAGGAACAGGCCAGACACCUCCUUACUGAGCAUGAGAGACAGACCAUGAACUACUACAUCCAGGAAUAUCGCAGUGGACACAUUGGAGUCGAACAGCUGGUCAUGGCCCUGUUUGAGCUCCUCAACACGCAUGCCAAGUUCUCUCUGCUGUCUGAGAUGCGGGGGCUGGUAAGCGCACAGGAUCUGGAGCGUUUUGAUGCACUGGUGCUCCGCAGGGAGAUCGAAGCUUUGAAGGCCCGACAGGGAGCAGCAGGUGGAGCAGCACUACACACAGACUCCCUUUCAAUGGUGUCCUACCCCGACACACUGGCCUCCUCCUCGGGCAGCUAUGUGACCAGUACUACGCUCAGCUCUGCACGGAAUGACAGUGCGGUGGAAACUAAUGGAGAAGAUGUCCAGGAGAGUAGAAAUGCCCUUCCCGACGUCUCUCUGGAUGAAAUGGGGUCCACAUCAGAACCCCCACCUUCCUUCAAGCCCCUUCCUCCCCCUCGCGUACAGCGUCGCCCCAGCCGUAAACCCGCCCCCAGCAAACGCCCUCCGUCUGAUUCCUCUAACUCUGAUCUACACAUCCCUACCCCUUCACACUCAACAUCCAAGGACUACACACAAUUCAAAAACCCUCCAAAGGAGCCUCCAUUGGCUCAGCUCUCCAUGGUGAGUCAGCACUCGAUUGGUCCUUUCCCACGUGUUCAGUCCCCCAACAGAUUGAAACCCCCUCCAGCACCAGCAGUCCCAGCUCCCCCUGCUCCGCCUCCACUCUCGAGUCCAGAAAAACCCCAAAGCGCUCCCUCUUCCCCAGCCUCCACCCAGCAUUUUGUCAUGGUGGAGGUGCACAGGCCCAACGGAGAGCCUGAUGUCAACGAGGUCAGACCACUUCCCCAAAGCAGAGGGUCCACUCUGUCUCAGCUCUCUGACAGUGGGCAGACACUAAGCGAGGACAGCGGCGUGGACAUCGCAGAGUCGGGACGCCUCAGCAAAGAGAGCAGUCCUCGUCCUGCCCGAACCCGGCCCCUGAGAGAGAGUGCAGGGGGAGGGGAGGGCAGCGCUGUGAAACCGCCUGGUCUUCUUGAGCCCAUGUCAACUCUGGUGCGAGUACCGAAGAGCGCCAGCACGUUGGGUAUCGCUAUUGAAGGCGGGGCCAACACACGCCAGCCUUUGCCACGCAUCGUCACCAUACAAAGAGGAGGCUCAGCUCAUAACUGCAGGCAGCUGAAGGUGGGCCAGGUGAUUCUGGAGGUGAAUGGGAUUUCUCUGAGGGGACGAGAGCAUCGAGAAGCAGCCUGCCUCAUCGCUGAGGCUUUUAAGACCAAAGAGAAGGACUACAUUGACUUCCUCAUUACGGAGUUCAAUGUGGCGUUGUAAGACCUCUCAGGCGUUAAAGAGGACGACAACUGUAAACACUUUUGGCACAAGGAUGCCACUAGUCCCGAGCAAACUGAAAUUCUCUUAUCAGACACUGUAUAAGUCCACCUAGUUUUAUCAUUCUGAACAUGUUGAACUGGCACUGCUCAGUCUGAUCACAAUCGUAUCUUUGGAUGACAUCUGUCUUUACUUGAGUCCUUCUUACACAGAUCAUUCCCUAGUCAUGAAACAAAUUCGAUUCAGUGUCUGUGUCACAACUAUGCGCUCAUUUCCCAUGUUGGAAUUUGCAUCUUUAACCAUUACAUCAUCUUUAUCUCAGAUGUCUAAUUUUAUAAAAGUAUGCACUUUGUGUCACUAUUUUUGUGAUCAUGACACAAACCCAAGAUGCUGGCAUUAUAUAUGUUACUGUAUGAGAAUUCAGGACUAUCUGCACAGACAGUAAUUUAAAUAAAUGUAUUAUCAAGAAAUAUGGUUAGACAUUUAGUUAAAUACGCUCCUUUUCUUUCCUUUCAAAGCCAUAAGGCUCAGGACAAAGGGAUCAAAUCUCAAUCAAAUAUAGUUAGAUUUAACGAAAAAGCUUAACAUUGGUAUUUAGUAGUAGACAUGACGUGCCUAGAUGGCAGCACUUAGAACAGAUGUGUCUCCUGUCUUUUGUACAGUUCUGUGAAUAUUCCUUUAUGUGUGUGAACCUCAAGGACAUAGUGUUUAUGCAUCACCUAAUCCGUCUUCUCCAUAAUGGCAGUACCUUUAAUGAAACCAUUAUUUUAUUAGAAUUUGAUUACACCAUUUUGUUGUAUCCUAAUUAUUUGCUAACAGAUUCGCAUUUAGAAGCCACAUCUGAGUUGUUCAUACAGUAGCUAUACAUGUUUAACAUUAAUUUCAUAACUAUGCCUCUUCCUGAUUUAAAAAAAUGUAAAAUCCAGUUAUAUACAGUACGAUAGGGACACAAGUGUGUAAAAGCAGUGCAUCCUUUGUUUAGGGCAAUCUAUAGAUCAGUAUCCAUUACUUGGAUCAGAACACAGAUAGACAGCAACAAGCCAGGAUAAAACCAGAAAAUCAUAAACGCGGAACAGGAAAACAAGUCUUUGGCUUACUACGACAGAAUGGCAGUCGAUUUCAUGCUUGAGUUGAAGGAACAAGAUCGUAGAGUAGUUAUUUAAAGGUUAAACCUAGAAUAGGUGCACACAUUUGAUUUUUAAAAAAUGGCAGGAACAGAUGAAGAGAGGACCAAAACAAUAGUGCAUUGCAAUGUAAUCGAAAAGUGCAAAACAAGAGAUUACCAUACAUCUGCUUUUUCGUUCUACUGUGAACUUGAUUGCCACGUGAUCCAUAAAGCAUAUCAAGGUUAAUAUCAGAAUGCCGGUAUUCAGUUUAUCCAAGCAGGUAUAAAACAUUGCACUGAUUAGUGGGAUAAUUAUCUUACUGUUGGAAAAUAAUUUCUACAUGGUGGACAAGAAAAUUGGCAGAGCAUCAACGCUCUGGAGGCGAUGGACCU
Messenger RNA from Clarias gariepinus (North African catfish), 4928 nucleotides. It is a transcript of the gene whrna, whose product is annotated as whirlin a. NCBI's taxonomy places the organism in Eukaryota, Metazoa, Chordata, Actinopteri, Siluriformes, Clariidae. Gene Ontology annotation, cellular component: stereocilium tip; stereocilia ankle link complex; photoreceptor inner segment. Gene Ontology annotation, molecular function: protein binding. Bases 689 to 3433 code for a protein of 914 amino acids. Gene Ontology annotation, biological process: sensory perception of sound; auditory receptor cell stereocilium organization. The transcript has 12 exons. The record is from RefSeq and is a predicted model, not a curated record.